Messenger RNA from Tetrahymena thermophila SB210, 11196 nucleotides. RefSeq names its product transmembrane protein, putative. The record is from RefSeq and is a predicted model, not a curated record. The transcript has 26 exons. NCBI's taxonomy places the organism in Eukaryota, Ciliophora, Oligohymenophorea, Hymenostomatida, Tetrahymenidae.
AUGGAAGCUAUGAUGGCUUUUCUAGAUAAUCAUAAAAAUCAAAUAAAAAUAUAUUCCUCGGCAUGCUUUAGUUUUGAAGAUAAUACGUUAUUUUAAGAUAAGCUGUACAUUCAAAUGAUAGGAAAGCAUGAAUCAUAUGAAAUGAGAACUGAGAAAAUGGAAUGUGUUAGUAGAAAUGAAAACUUUGUAAAAAAAUAAAAUGAAAUUAAUUACUGCUGUAUGAAAGGAUGUAAACAAUAAUAAUGCUUUGAUAAAGAUGCUAAAGAGAAAUGCGUUGAUCCUACCUAAUAAGUUAAAUAUAAUAUCGAAACAUAUCAAGAUAAGAAUGUAGAGCAAUAUAAAUAAAGUAUUUUAAAUCAAAACAAAUAUAAAUAUAUUGGUGUAGAUAAAACCUCAAAAUGUUUAAAAAGAAACUAAAAUGUUUAAGAAGAAUAUUUGAAUUGUUUUUCAGAAUAAAAUAAUAAUAUAUGUAUUGAUGAAUAAAAUAAAUAUUGUUUAUCGAUUUCGAAAGAUGACAAAGGCCCAAUAGGUAAAACGACUGAUAAUUAUUGCGUUUACAAAGGAAAUUAUUAUAAAUCAAUUAAAUAUUGCUAUCAAGAUUUUGAAGUUGAUUAUAAGUCUAAUUAUUGCAAAUAUUAUGACUAAACUAGAACUAUUGAUCAAGGUUAGUAAAUAUGUGUAAACUUAGAUGAAAAUUAAUUUGGAGACAAAAUAAGAGGAUAAGAUAAAGAUGGAAACUGCAUCACAUCUGAAAAUGAUAUUUCGUUUAUGUGCUCUAUUGGAUACUGCAAAUUAAAGUCUACUAGUAAAAAGUAAUAUUAAUGUGUAAAGCUUUAAAUAGAACAAUAAAAUACAAUUUCAAGUUUUGGAUUUUUUAGAUAUUGUGGUGGUGAUGAUAAACAGUGGGCAGUCGGGUGUACUGCAGGAUAUUGUAUUCAAAAGCUUAAAUAAAUAAAUGAAAGAGAGAAUUUAUUUUAUUAAGAUGAAUUUUAAAAAAAAAAUUCUUAGUAUAAAGAUACUCAAUGUGUAAAAAUGAGGCAAGAUAAUUUUACUUGGCAAUAAUGUGUUUCUCUGGAUAGUAAAGAUGAUAAUAAAUAAGUAAAGCUUGAAGAUCACACCUGUAGCUCAUAUAUUUCCUAAUAUACAGAUAAAUAAAAUCUUUCUUCAAUAAGAUGCUCAUUAGAUUAUUAAAAUCAAAUGUGUCUUUAUUAAGAAAAUUCGUCUUUGCCUAAAUGUAGGUAUUUCAAAUAAUACACAUUUCAAACAAAAGAUGGAAAUAUUACUCAAACAAGUUUAGAGUCUCUUUAGUUUAUUGGAAGGGCAUAUGAUAAUGAUAAAUGCUUGCGUCUUAGUGCUACUUAAAAGUCUAUUUACUGUGAUAGUAGAAAUUGCUUAAAUAAACAAUAAACAUGUUAAGCUUUUGAUUUAAUUUUAGUUGGAAAAGAUUAGUUCACUAACUGCUUGGAAGAAAGAGAUAUGAAAAGCGAAGCUGUUUUAUGUGAAAAUUCACAUUGUUUAACAAGCAAAUCUAUAUAAAAAAAUGUUUUUGAAGAUAGAGAUGAAUAUUCAAAAAAUAGUUAAAGAGAUCAACUAGAAAUAAAUUUAGGAGAACUAAAUUAUGAAUCUUAUGAAGCAAAAAAUAAUAGAAUUUUAAAGAAAAGUAAUAAAGAUAAAUAAGAAUAAAAUAAUAAAGACAAAAAUAAAAAUGAUUCAAAAAAAGAAAAUAAAAAUGAUAAUGAUAAAAAAGAUAAUAAAAAAGAUGAUUUAUUUUUCUGUGAAAGAGUCAGCAAAUAGAACAAUAUUAUUGGUGUAGAUAAAUCGAAAGGCCAAUGCAUUUACUUAAAUGAAUAUGAUAAAGAUGCAUAAAAUUGUAUAAUGGGAGAAUAUUGUCUUUAAAUCGUAAAUGGAAAAGGUUAAUGUGUAUCCAUGGAUACAGAUAAAAUAAUUUGUACAGACGAAAAAUAAAAUUGCUUAGAAAAGGAUAAUGUAAAAAACUGUAAAAUGUGCAAAAAGGGUCAGUGCUUAGAUCUUACAAAUUAAGAAAAUCCUUGCCUUAAUUUUAAUACAGUAGGUUCUGAUAAAUGCAUGGGUUUUGAUGGAACUUGCCAAAAAUUAGAUUCUAGAAAUUGUAGAGCUUGUCCAUAAGGAACAUGUCUAGAUUUAAGACAGAGGGCCUGUAUAUAAACCAAUAAAUUUAAACUUAAGCCUAAUCAAUGUUUAAAAUUUGUAAAUGUUGAUGUACCUUGUUAAACAUAUGAUUUAAAUAAUUACAAAAAUGAUGAUGAUAUAUAAUGUACAGAUCCUUAUGGGAGGUGUAUUAAUAUGUUUGACAAAGCCUCUGUUUGUCAAUAAUGUCCUUAAUUUUAUAAUUAACCUGGCGAUAAUAAAUGUUAUGGGUUAAAAGAACAAAACGAUAUUUUAAAUGGUAAUAGUAAUAAUAAUAAUAAAUCAUUUUUAGGUUUGGAUGUUAUUUAUAAAAAUCUUAGUUAAUGUCCAAAAGGCUGCUAUAAAUGUACAGACAAUAAUUGGUGCACUUAAUGUGAAGAUGAAUAUAUACUUUAUAGGAAUUAUGAUCUUAAAAUUUAAAAUUGUAUCUAUGUUAAUAUCACUAACAAAUAAGUGGAAAUUAAUGAAUUAAAUUUCAAAACUAACAAAUAAUAAAAGAUUAGAAUUUAAUGUGAUAUUAGUUCAUUAUACCCUCCAAGAAGAGAAUUUGUUUACAAAUAAGAUUUCUUUUAUUGCUACUAUUUUGUUAUUAUGUAUUAAGAAGAAGGUAUAAUAAGACUAGCAAAAUUAUUUGAAGAAACUAUUAUCUUGCAAUUGAGUAGCGAUUAAAGUAGCUUAGCAUAGCUUUCAAAUGAAAAUAAUACUAUUAAGAGCUAAUGUUAACCAGGGUGUAUAACAUGCUAAGUAAAAGGUUCAUAAUCAAUCUGCUUAAAGUGCUAAGAUGGAUUCACUUUAGAUUUCAAAAUUAAUUAAUGUUAAAAGUGCCCUGACUAAUGUCUAACCUGUUUUUAUGGAGGACUUUAUAAUUUACAGACAAUAAAUUGGUCAAUAGAUUAAAUUACUUUAAAGUCAUUAGAUAUCUUUUAGCUAUCCAAAGAACAGUAUAGACUUGUAUGUGACUAAUGUGAACCUAACAAAAGAUUAGUUUUAAAAUAAGACUUUAGCAGUUGUGAAUUAUGUGGUGAUAAUUGCAAUAUUUGUAGUUGGGGAAAUUAAAAUUAUAAUCUUACAAAUUUGUUUGAUCUUAAUUUAGAUCUUUAUUCUGGAGAUAGCUUUUUGAAGAUCAAGAAAUGUGUAUCAUGUAUCGAUGGGUUCAUUUUCAAUAUUGAUUAAAUAAGUUGUGUGAAAAAGCUAUAGGAAGAUUGCUUGGAUGAAAUAUUUUUUGAAUCAAGUAUUCCUCUUACAAAAUAAAAUUUUAUUUAUGAAAUGAGUCCAUUUACUACAAAUUAAUGGUUUUUUACAAGCUCAAGCAACACCUAUGCUCAAGGUUGUCUUAUGUGUAAUCAAACAACUUCUAUACUUACUUUUUAACAAGAUGCAUAUGCUACUAUUUGUACAAAGCAAGAUUUAUUUGAAAGAAAAGAUCUUAAUAACUAUUAUAGUAAUUGUAAAGCACCUAUUUUGUAUGUUACAUAUCCUGAGAAUAAUAAUAACCCAGUAAUUAAGCCGAGCAGUUAUGAAAUGAUAACUUGUUAUGAAUGUCUUUAAAAUUAUAGUUAUGAUUUUAACACAAAUAAAUGUAAUAUUGUUUGUAAUUCCUAGAUUUAUGGCUGCGAGAAAUGUUACAAUUAUAAAAAUAAUUAUAAUACACUAUUUUAAUGUACAAAAUGUGAAAACGAUCUUACACCUACUUAAGGAGGAUGUCAAGAGUGUCCUGAUGGAUGCGAAUCUUGCUUUGAGGGUGACUCUUUAAUAAAUUUUACAAGAUAAAUAGUCAUUAUGAGGCCAUAAAAUUCUUUAGAUUAAAGGUUAGCUUAACUAAACAGUUAAGAUAUUAGCAUGAUCUGCACUUCCUGUAGCGAUAGUUAUUAUUUUGAUUAUAAUAAAAAGAAAUGUGUUAGUGUUGAGUGCGGUGAAUAUUGUUUUGAUUGCUAUCAAUAUAAAAAGUAAAGUAGAUGUUUAAAAUGCGAUAAUUAGAAAUUGAAGAAAAAAAUAAGUUCAAUUUUAGGUUACAUUACUGAUUUUUACUUUUAAAAAAUUAUGAAUAACAUUGAUUAAAUGGUAAAUUAUAAUGAAGAAUAUAAUGACUGCUUUAUUUGUCCUCUUUCAUGUAAUGGAUGCUAGUAUUACUAACUUACAAAUAAUCCACUAAGCUUAUAUACAGCUAAGUGUUUAGGAUGUAAUUAAAAUAUUAAGGACAUUAAAAUAAGUGAUGAUUAUCACUGGAGGUUUGAUUAAAAAAAUAAAAAAUGCUUGCUAUGCAAAAAAGAUGAUAUUGGUUGCUACUAUGAAAAAAAAACAGAAGUUUAUGUUACUUGUGGCUCGAAAGGAGGUGCAAUCGGACAAGGUUUGGCGAGUAAUCCUUAUAAUUUACAAAGAGCUGGUGAAAUUAAUUGGGAUAAAGUAAUUGUAAAUGAAGUUGAUUUUUUGAGAGCUGUCGUAAUUUAUAAUGAAAUAGGAUUGCAAAAAAUCGAUGUGAGUCUGAAUUUCAUUCCUAGUAGCAUUACGUGCUAAAUUUAUGAAAAUGUUAUUAUAGAAAGCAAUUUGAUGCAAAAAAUAUUCACACUCAAAGAAUUUGUCUUAACACUUCAAACAUUUAAUACUUCAAAUCCUGAUUAAACUGAUAUAACAAGUAAGGUUUUACUUGGAAGAUAAAUUAAAUUUGUUGGCUUUACAGAUAUUAACAUUUAGAGAAUUGAUUGGAAUCUUAUACUCGAAGAUUUAAAGCCUACAGGAUUUAUAUUUGAUACGCCCUACAUAAAAAGUGUAUAAAUUAUCAACACUACUUUCUCUAAUCCUUCAGGUCUUAACAUUUACUACAAAAAUUUAUUUGAUCUUCAAAUCUUUAAUUUAUAAAAAUAAUUAAUAAUCUAAAACACUACUUUUACUAACUUUACAUAUCAAAAUUUUGAACUGAUAAAGAUGUAUUAAAAGUCAUAUUAUGACAUGAAAAACUAAAUAGAUUUAAAUAGGUUUGAUUAAUUUGACUCCUUGAAUCUCACCUUAAAUAAUUUGUGCUUACAAAAUAAUACUUUUAAAAGCUCGAGCUUUAUGAGUUUCUCUUCAAAAAAGAUAUUUUUAAAAUUUGAGGAUAGUCUUCUUCUUAACAACUAUCUUGGAUAAAAUAGUAUAUUUUUCCUUUUAGAUGGCAAAGAAAAUAUAGCUAUUAUUUCUCUUUGGAGUAAUAUUAUGAUAUUAAAAAAUGUUUUAGAAUCUUAAUUUAGUUUUUAUGCUAUACAAACUUUUAUCAGAAAUGAAAAAAAAAAUAUUCAAUUUUAAGAAAAUAACAUCACUAGUACAAAUAUCAAAUAAGGGAUCUUUUAGGCUAACAAACUCUUGGUAUAUACAUUAUAUUUGACAAGAAAUACAAUAAAUAACUAAAACAUAUUCACUUAUCUGCCUUAAAAAAGAACCAAAAUGAUAUAUGAUCCAGAGUAUGAAGAUCUUGAUAAGUAAUGGGAGCCUAUAAUUGAUAAAUUUUAUGAUUAAGAUAGCAAACUAGCUGGUUCAGAAAAAAUAUUAUUUUAGUUAUUUGAUAUUUACUUUUAAACUAACACUAUGAGCAGAGAUGGUCCAUUACUUUUAGAAUUUAUAGGAUAAUCUAAUACAAUAGGCAAAGUGAAUUUAAGAGGAAUCAUCUUCAGUUGCGAUAAUACCUUAUCGUAAAACCAAUUCUAAAAUAUAUUUUAAAUAAAAAGAAUUUAUUAAUUGUUUGUUGAUAGAAUGGUAAUUUGUAAUAACGAAAAUUCUAAAUUUAUGGUUUUAAAUGAUAUCAAUAUAGUAAAUAUCAAAUUCUUAGAUAUAAAGUAAGAAGUUGAUAAAAAUAUGAGCAUUAGAUAUCCUUAAAUUAUAAUAUAAAAUGUGAAUAAAUAUAUUUAUUUAAGGAACAUUUUUAUGAAAAAGCUACUCAUCUAAACUUGCUUAAUUUAGAUAACAAUAAAUACAGAAAAUUAAGUAAACUUAAAUAUUUUGAAUUUUGAAGGACAAGAUAAUUAGUUAUCUAUUUUUGAUUAAUCAGAAGAGGUUAAUUUAAUUUCGAUCGCUUCACAAUCUUUUCUAAAUAUUCUUAUCAGGUCUUCAAAGUUGGAAAACAAUAGUUUAAUAUCUAAGAAAAAAAUUUUUAAAUAUUCAUCAAAUGGCUUACUUAUAAACUCAGAGCAGUCUACAGUCAUUGUGUAAGACACUAGUUUUAAUAAUAACAAUGCUUUAUAAGGAUAUAGCUAAUUAAUUAUUAUAGCAAAAUAGAUUUAAAUAGAAGGUUGUUCAUUUUUAAACUCUAAUUUCUUAUAAAAAGAAAAAUCAAAUAUUUUGACUGAAAUUCAAGGAGGAGCAUUUUAUAGUUAAUCUACUGUCUUAAAAAUUUAAAAAAGUAGUUUUACUAACUCAUUUUCUGCUAAAGGGGGAGCCAUAUUUUGGUAACCAAGAUAUGAUGCUCUUUUAAGUUUAAAUGAUACAGAAUUCAAAAAUAAUAUAGCAUAGAUUGAGAAUAAAUAUAGUGAAGGAGGAGCAAUAUACAUACAAUCUGGAAAUCAAAAUUAACUUGAUAUUUCGCUAAACUAAGUUAAUGCUGAUAAUAAUCUUUCAAAUCAAAAAGGAGGAUUCUUAAGUAUGAGCUACUCUCAUAGAAAAGUAGCAGUAUUAAUUAAAAAAUCUUAAUUUUCAAAUAACUUUGCUAUUAACGGUGGAAUUAUUUAUUUAGAUCCAGCAGUAGGAUCAAAAGGAUACUUAAUUUUAGAUUAAGUGCAAAUAUUUUUUAAUUUAAAUAUAUUUGCAAAUAUUAUUAAAGGAUUUAUAAACAAUGCAAAUAAUAUAAAAACUAAUGAGUUAUCUUAUGUUUCUUUUAGAAAUUUAAAUAGUGUAGAAUUCAAAGAAGUUUCUGUUAAUAGUUCACCUUAAAAAUCUAUUGAUUAAAAUAUCUUAAUCAACUAAAUUUUGUAUUAGCCAUUUGUUUAGUUUUAAUUCUCUAAUUCUUUUUUAGCUAUUUAGUGUGUUUUCUCAGACGUUGUUGUCUUCUAGACUUUUAUUGAGAUUAUAUAAUCAAGAUCAAUUUUUAUUUAAUAAACACAGUUUUUAAACAUCUAGAGCCUGAAAUAAUACUAUAUUAAUAGCAUUCAAAAAUACGAUGGCAAUGAAUCUAUUAAAUAUAAAUAAUAAAAGCAAGAUUAUUUCUUAAAUGUUAUUUCUGAUGCUCAGUAUUACUAGUAGAAAAAGAGCUCUCUAGUUAUCCUUGAUGCAAUAAAUAUAAUAUAAAUAAACUAAUCAACAUUUUAAAAUAUAAUUUGUCCUGAUUGCUAUUUUGGACCUAUAUUUUUAACAUCUUAGGUAGCUACUCUAACGAAAAAUAACUUUUUCAAUAAUUAAGGAAGAAAUGGAGGGGCUGUUAACUAUUAAUUUUCACUAAAAAAAUAUAAACAAAUAUUUGGAAGUUAGAGGAGACUUUUAUUAGAAAAAUAAAUUGUAUAAAAGAUAAAAACUUACAACAUGAGAAAUUCAGAAUUACAAAAUGCUUUUUAUAAAAAUUUUAAUUAAUUCAAUAGAAUAGUCACCCUUCACAAAGCAAGAUUAUUAGAAGAAUAUUAAGCUAUUCCAAAUAAUUAUGCAUAAUAAAUACUUAUUGAUGGGUGCAUAUUUUAAAAUAAUUCUGCAUAUAAUGGUGGAAGCCUAUAUUUAAAAAAUACUUAUGGGAGAAUUUACAAUUCUACAUUUAUUAAUAAUGUAGCUGAAGGAUAUGGAGGAGCUAUAUUUAAUGAAGAUGGAGAAUUCGAUUAAAUAUAGAAUUCGAUUUUGUUAAAAGAAACAUCAUUAAACGAUGAAUAGAGUUACCAAAAAAUACUUUACAAUCUUGAGAUACUCUCAACAUCAAUAUUGUAUAACAAAGCUAAAAAAGUUGGUGGUGGUUACUAUUCAAAUAAUAAGUAUCCAAAUAUGAACUAGUUGACUAUAAUUUACAGAAAUACUGCAAAUUAAUAUGGGUCGGAUCAAGAAGUGAGUCCAUUUAAGAUGUCAGUAAUAUAUAAAGGCUAGUAGCUACAAAAGAAUUCUAAAAUUAUUAUUGAUAGUGGAUACAUAUAAGACGAAUUAGUGAUAUAUUUACUUGGAAGGAGAAAUGAAUAAUUCAAAAAUUUCACUAAAAUCUUUGAUAAGAAAGAAGAAUUGGAAUAAGUUUUUUUAGAAAUAUCAUAUUUUUCUAUUUCAUAAAAUGUAUUGAUUUAACCAAUAAAGAUUGAAUUUAAUAAAGGAAUUUUUAACUUGACAAAAAAACUACAAAUUUUUGGAACUUUCGGAUCUGUAAUUAAUGUCAAUUUAACUUGUUCAAAAAUAAAAUUACCAAUUUAUGAUGCAAAAACUCAAAGAUUAAUAAGUAUGACUGACUCGUAUUAUUUUCCUUUAUAUUUUUAAAUUGCAGAUUAAUGUUUACCAGGCACAAGAAUCUAAAAAUAAGAUGGAAAAUAUGAUAUAUGCUAAACAUGCUAUUAAAAAACAUACUCUUUAAAAUAUUAGUCAGAUUCCUGCUAUAAAUGCCCUUUAAGUGAUGCAUAUUGCUAUAAAGACAUCAUUUUGAUACCUUAAGGUUAUUGGAGAAAAGAUAAUAGUUCAGGUGAUAUCUCUGAAUGCAGAAAUUAAAAAUAAAAUUGUUUAGGUGAUUUAAAUUAAACUGAUUAGAAUCUAAAUUCUUUGAAAAAAACUAUUUCUUGGUAAAACUAUGCUUGUGCUGAAGGCCACAUUGGAGCGUUGUGUGAAGACUGCGAUUUGAAAGCUCAGUACUGGAUAAAAACUUACCAAAGAGUGAAUAUGUACAGUUGCACAGACUGCACUUAAGUAACUUACAAUUGGAUAUUUGUCAUUUUGAGCAAUGCAGGAUAAUUAGCUUUAAUAGCUAUGGUGGUAUUUUCAUCUAUAAACUACAUUAAAUUGAAAAUUUAUGCUGAGUACCUGAUGAAAAUGAAGCUUUUCUAUUUUGGUUCUAGCUUUGAAGAGAGAAACAAAUCAAGUUUAUACAUUAAGAUUUUAAUUAACUACUUCUAAAUUAUUUCAUGUCUGAGUACGUUCAGGAUAGAUAUUCCCAGUUAAAUAAACUUCUUAUAUAAAACUGUGGGAAACCCUUUAGAAAAUGUUCUAUAUGCUUAAGAUUGCUUAUUGAUAAAGCAUUUUAUGAACGUGGAUCUUAUUUAUUACAGACUGUUUGUUUCUCAUGCAUAGAUAGUUUUCUUUAUUAUCUGUCUUUUUAUAUGCUUAAAGAUUCAAAGUUGCAUUUAGAAAACAAAAAUGAAUUGUUCAAUUAUUAUUUGUGCUUUUAAUUAUUGCCUCUAUGCCAACCUUCCCUCUAUGGUUAAUCUUAUCAUUGGAACUAUCUCUUGUGUUGAAGUUGGAGGAGGUUAUUAUGUGAAGCUUUUUACUUCAGUAGAAUGUGAUUAAAACCAUGCAAAGAAACAAAAAAUUAUAUUAUGGCCAUUGCUGUUUUUAUGGGCAGUUACAAUACCAUUAAUGCAAUUUUUAAUCCUAGUCACUAAAAGAAGAAGUUUACAUACUAUAAGUAUGAAAUUUUCAUUUGGAUUCUUAUAUAAUGAAUACUCUAAGAGAUGCUUUUGGUGGGAGAUAGUCAAAACAUUUUAGAAAAUUAUAAUCAUUCUAGUGCUUAAUAUUUAUGAAUCAAAAGUCAUAGUGAAAGGAUGUAUAGUUCUUGCAAUUGUUUUCAUGCAGAUGUGUUUCUCUUUAAAUUAAUAACCAUUUUUAAUCGCAGAUUUAAACAAAACUGAUUUUAUAUCAUCUAUUGUGAGUUGCUUAACUAUAUCACUGGGUAUAAUAUUAAAUAAUUACAAUUAAUCUUAUAUUUCUUAGGUCAUAAUUUACAUAUUAGUUGCUAUUAUAAAUUUUGCUUUCUUGGUAUUUAUUUCAAAGAAAAUAUGUUUACAGCUUUGGUAGAAAUUUAGAAGAAUGUUGUAACCUUGUUUUAAAAAAAUAUAAUUUGCUAAAAAUGAAUACGAAAAUACUUAGAAAAGAUUAAAAAAAUUAAGAUUAAUAAUUUAAAAUAAAAUCAUUUUUAACGAAUUUCAUGAUUUUUAAAUAAGAAAUCUUUAAUCUAAAAAAGUUGUCUUCAAUUAAUAACUAGUUUCUAAACUUAAGGUUGGCUACAAAAAGUUUAAAGAUUUGCUUCUAAAAAUCGAAUUGAAAAAAUAACUAUCAGUUAAACAAGGUGUUAAGACAGUAAAAAAAAUUAAAAAAAGAACAAAUCGCGUAGAAAUUAAAGCUCAUACUAGUGAUAUAGUAUUUAAAAAUUAAGUUAAGCAAAAAAAACAAAUUAAAAAAAGUUUUUUAGAUAUGAGUAGAUUUAUGAUUAAAACUCAACAAAAAAAUUAUUUAGCUCCUUCAUUAGAUACUUAAAAUCAUCCUUAAAUUUCUAUUGUAGAUUUAGAUAAUGUGACAUAAUCUAAAAUUUAAAACGAUAAUUAAAUUAGAAAAGAAUUCCAAGAAUCUUAAACUAACAUAUUUUAGUAUUAAAAAAGUAAAAAAUAAUAUCAAAUAUCUUUAGUAGAUUUACAUAAUGUCUCUUAGAAUUAAAAAGAGGAUAAAUUUAGAAAAUAAUAUCAAGAAUCUUUAGCUACAACAAUAUCUUAAAAUCAAAGCAAUAAAAAAGAAAUUGAAACUUCAUAUGAAUAAUAAGCUAAUCUUCCAGAAAGUUAAAAUAUGAUGAAUUCAAUAAAUGUAAAAAGAAAAUGUAUUCUUUCUAUGAACAUAGAAAAUUUCACACAAGAAGAUAUAUAAUCUUACAAUAGAAUAAAAAAUUUAAAAUAUACAGCUUAUACAGAAAAAUAAUGUGCAAAGUUAUUAUUUAAGCAAAUAAAUAAAGAGUUAAAUGAUCUUUAGCAGGAAUACAAAGACGAACAGAUUGUUUUGUAGCAUCUUUCUAAUUAAAGUUAGAUCUUAAAAAACUUUUUCGACAGCCUUUACAAAAUUAAGUAGUACACUUACUUGGUUUGUACUUUGGAGCAUAUACAGCAAUACAUGAAAAUUCAAUUUAAUUUAUAUUGA